This is a messenger RNA of Laccaria bicolor S238N-H82, 933 nucleotides long. RefSeq lists its product as uncharacterized. NCBI's taxonomy places the organism in Eukaryota, Fungi, Basidiomycota, Agaricomycetes, Agaricales, Hydnangiaceae. The record is from RefSeq and is a predicted model, not a curated record. The transcript has a single exon. The coding region runs from base 1 to 933 and encodes 310 amino acids.
AUGUCGUCGGCUAACUUUUAUCUUGACAAGGGCGAUAGAGCCCCUGAGGUAUAUCUCUUCAAUCACGAUUGGGCGGAUUGGAUUGGGUUGAACACUGAUACGAGGAAAAUCCCUCUAGGAGCCCGAAACUGGAAAGACCUCACAGCAGUGGAUUGGGACUCAGUCGAAGUGACUCCCUCGGGGAAGUACGCAGACCUCGAAUGGACAUUGCACCCUGAUUGGUGCCGCCAUGACACCCAUUGGCGCGGUUUCGGCCUGACACGAGUGGACACCAUACCCUCAGUUGGAUCUCCCUGGUACUUCGAUAUGGAUACGCCUGUAGCUUACUGUGCCAUGGAAGGAGGGUUUUCCUUCGCCGAACAACAGAGGAGUAAUGCCGCUAAUGACCUCACGUUCUUCGAUAGCUGCUUAGAAGAAAUCGUUGCCACUAAACGAUUCGUCAACGAUUCACCAGUUCCCCCCCCUUUCAAUCGCGAUUGUUUAACUGCGACCUUCCAUUCUAUCAUUGCGCUACAGAAAGAAGGAGCUGCAGCCAAGAGAGCAGCAUGGGACCGUCUCGUGUUUCUAACCUGGUGGACCUCCGCUUGUGACGACUGGGCGGAUGGCAUGGACGAAGUAAUCGCUGAUCGAGUAGAGUGCAUUGUUUCGAGAGGGAGAGACCCUAGAGGCUUCCUGUUCGACCUUCUUAUGGACUGGCAUGAGAUGAAUAUUCCCUUCCUUCUGGCGCGAUCCAUCCCAUUCUAUUACACAUUCCCAUUAGAAGCCCGUCUCAAUGAAAGAUUCUGCCGCCUCAAUCCCAAGAUCUUAGCCUCCUAUGCAGGACCCGAUGGUGAUGAAGUCAUUAUACACGACAUCGAUUACGAAAGCGACACUGAAGCAACGGAAGCCACUACUCACAGAUACGACGAUUUCUUUCAGCCACUGAAUCCUUGA